Messenger RNA from Anolis sagrei ordinatus, 1571 nucleotides. It is a transcript of the gene WDFY2, whose product is annotated as WD repeat and FYVE domain containing 2. Lineage: Eukaryota; Metazoa; Chordata; Lepidosauria; Squamata; Anolidae. Gene Ontology annotation, molecular function: metal ion binding; protein binding. The record is from RefSeq and is a predicted model, not a curated record. Gene Ontology annotation, biological process: positive regulation of protein phosphorylation; positive regulation of fat cell differentiation. Gene Ontology annotation, cellular component: early endosome.
UUCUCCGUAGUGCGCAGGCGCGCCGGGCCAGCUUGGCUGUCGUGGGAUUCUGGUGGUGAAGGCAGCAGGAGUAGGAGCAGCGGCGGCGGCGGGAGUGGGGCUGUUCCAGCGGGCGCUGUUCCGAUGGCCGCGGAUGCCCCUCCCGGCGCGCCCCUGACCCGGCGCCCGCUCCUCCUGGGCCAAGUGGAGGGCUCCCAGGACGCCGUGACCAUGGCCGCGAUCGUGCCCAAGGAGGAGGGCAUCCUCAGCGUCUCCGAGGACAGAACGGUUCGUUUAUGGCUGAAGAGGGACAAUGGACAGUAUUGGCCAAGCAUAUACCAUGCAAUGCCAGCUCCAUGUUCAUGCAUGUGCAUUAAUCCAGAAACAAGAAGGCUGUCUGUCGGUUUAGACAAUGGAACCAUCUCGGAAUUUAUUUUGUCAGAAGAUUACAACAAGAUGACACCAGUUAAAAGUUACCAGGCUCACCAAAGUAGGGUUAUGAUGGUCCUCUUUGUCCUGGAAAUGGAAUGGAUCCUAAGCAUAGGACAAGAUAAACACUUCACUUGGCAUUGCUCAGAGAGUGGGCAGCGCCUCGGGAGCUACAGGAUCAACGCCGGGGCCUGUGGACUACAAUUUGAUGUGGAGACACGGCACGUUUUUAUUGGUGAUCUUUCUGGGCAAGUGACCAUCCUUAAACUGGAGCAAGAAAACUGCAACCUGAUAACAACAUUUAGAGGUCAUACAGGUGGAAUCAGUGCCCUCUGCUGGGAUCCAGUGCAGCGAGUCUUAUUUUCGGGCAGCUCGGAUCACUCAAUUAUUAUGUGGGACAUUGGAGGGAGAAAAGGAACUGCCAUUGAACUACAAGGACAUAAUGAUAAAGUCCAAGCUCUCUCCUAUUCUCACCACACUCGGCAACUUAUCUCCUGUGGAGCAGAUGGUGGAAUUGUGGUCUGGAAUAUGGAUGUUGAAAGGCAGGAGACACCAGAAUGGUUGGACAGCGACUCGUGUCAAAAAUGUGACCAGCCCUUCUUCUGGAACUUCAAACAAAUGUGGGAUAGCAAGAAAAUAGGUCUUAGACAGCACCAUUGCCGGAAAUGUGGGAAAGCUGUGUGUGGCAAGUGCAGUUCCAAGCGGUCGUGCAUCCCUCUGAUGGGCUUUGAAUUUGAAGUGAGAGUCUGCGACAGUUGUUAUGAAUCAAUAACAGAUGAGGAGCGUGCACCCACGGCCACUUUCCACAACAGCAAACACAAUGUUACCCAUGUACACUUCGAUCCAACCAGGGGGUGGUUGCUAACGUCCGGGACAGACAAACUUAUUAAGUUGUGGGAUAUGACACCUGUAGUAUCCUGAUGCAUCCCUGAAGCCUAAAGAAAUUCUGUGUUACUGAAGAGGGGAUUCCUAGUCCUGUGGAAGCAGAUGGAUCAAGCUGUGUAGAGAUGGAGAAGGGCAAGACUGAUGCUUCUGGCUGGUUUCCCAAGCCCGCCUAGCAAAUCCAGCAUGAACACUUACACCAAAUGCUCUACUUCUCUUCAUUUUCAAAUGCAAAAGAUAUUUUUUUAAGCCAACGAUAAUACAAUCCGGUUCCGCUCAGC